UUCUUCCCUUAUUUCCAAGUCGCGGCCAAGGAGUCUCACCGCCGUUGCUCAUCUGUUGCUUCGUCGAGAAAACAAAGAUGCCCAAACCAAAAGCUCCUAAGGAACGUAUCAAUUUCACGCCGAAGAUGGAAACUGCCAUUGCUGAACAGCUUCUGAACAUGCAUAGGAAUGGGGAAAUAUCAUCACAGACCAUCGGGAGCCACGUUGUCCCUCAGAUUACUAGGAUGCUCGCUGAGACUUUCGGGGUUUCAUUCCCCCGCGAUACUAUUCGGUCGAAGUACUAUGCGCUUCAGAACUUAACUAGGCUUUACAUUUCGUUCAAGAAGCGUGGCACUGGUAUGGGCUGGGACUCAACCAACUUCACCUUCAUGAUGGAUGAUGAGCGAUGGAGUCAUCUACUUCAGGUCAACCAGGGAUACAAUAGAUUUAGGAACCGGUGUUGUCUGGUCUUCCAUUUGCUUGAAGAAGUCUUCAUGAAUCAGGGGGCUACUGGGGAUUUUAGCGCCGGCUUUGGAGUAUCGCCCCUGAAUUCGGCCGAUGAAUUGGAAAUGGAACACGCUGCGAACAGAGGUAAGGGCAAGGGGGUUGUGGAUGUCGAUUCAUCAGAUGGAGGAGAUGCCGUUCCUGUGACUCGGAAAGGGAAAGAGAAGGUUAAGAAGGGCAAAGGAAAGCGCAAAUCGGGGGACAUGUCAACUGAGUCAUUCUUCCAACCGUCCUCCCCCCAAUUCCAGAAAUACGUUCGGGUUUUAGACAGCAUCGAGACACGAUUGAGCGGUAAAGGGAGCUCUGGGAUCUCCGGUUCGGUCUCUUCUCCUGCUAAGAGCCAAAAGGCUCCAGUUGAUGAAGACGAGGAGCUGGUGGCUGCUUUGGCCACUUUGAGCAGUCUGAAUUUGGACCGAAGUGUGCGCUUCCAGAUGGCUGAUCUGCUAAGGAAUCGGCAUGAGCGUCUCAUUUGGUUCUUAUGCGCGGACGACGAGGACCGCCUUGCCUUUGUCAGACAUCGAGGCUUCCUCCCCCCCCUUAGCAUCUCGUUCAAUCCAGCCCAAAACUAUUGCAGCAGCCUUCGUCUUAGUUUUUCCCAUGGCUUAAAUGGAUUUGAUCUAUUCGUUUGGAUUUAUGUACUUGGAGUUGACAUUGGCCUGUGUUAUUCAUUUCUUUACUGUACCGUGGACCCAAUUUAGUUUUUUUUUUUUUCUUGUGAGAUGAAGUUGAGGUUACAAAAAUUUCGGAUAAUUUAUUUGGUUGCGUUUAUAAAUGUUGGUUGAAUUGUUUACUAUAUAUUAUUUGUUGGGAAUGGUGCAAGGAUUUU
Molecule: messenger RNA, 1309 nt
Organism: Coffea arabica (coffee)
Lineage: Eukaryota; Viridiplantae; Streptophyta; Magnoliopsida; Gentianales; Rubiaceae
Source: RefSeq, a predicted model, not a curated record